AUGCCGGUCAAGUUAGAUACAACCGUUCUUCUCUAUGUCAUUUUCAUUGCGGGAGUGACCAUCUCCUUGGUCCUUGGAGCGUUAUCUUGGGCUCGCACCUCCGCAUUGCUUCUCCCUUUGCCAACAUGGGUUCCAGCCCUCGCGACCUUAAAUUCCCCGACCACAAUACUCACACUGAUAGCCACACGAAUCCUUUUUACACGUUUAAACAACGACACAGCUCACAAUCAUCAAUGGAACACAAUAUCGGGUAUACUCAAUCACGCCCAAACAGCCAUAUCGACCAUCGUGGCCACAUUAGCACUCGCGUACCUCUUCCCCGAUAGGAUCCUCUCUUGUAACCUGGAGCAACAAUGGCAGGGGUUUUUCAAGUCGAAGAACUCACAGGCUAUCCGGUCAAUCCAGGAUGAGCUCCAAUGCUGUGGUCUCAGAAGUAUUCACGACAGGGCAUGGCCUUUCAAGGACCGCACCCACGGGGACAAUGCGUGUGAGUUGCAGUUGGGAUAUCAGAGGAGUUGCUUUGCCCCGUGGAGGGAGUACCAGCAGCGGACGUCUUGGAUGGUUUUUGCGGCGGCUGUUUUUGUUCUCGCGGCUAAGAUUGCUUUCGUUCGGAUUUCCAGUCAUCGGAUGAGUUGGAUGAGCACAGGAUCUGUCAACAGGAGGUCUGGUUAUCAGCGUAUUUUACAACCGGAGGUGCAGGACGAAGGGGACGGUGAGAAUGGUAUCCCUGAGGAACCGCGGAGGACACUACUACCCCAGUCCAACACUGAGCAUGCAAACCACUGGGAUGUAGAUUGA
This is a messenger RNA of Penicillium roqueforti, 798 nucleotides long. RefSeq lists its product as uncharacterized. NCBI's taxonomy places the organism in Eukaryota, Fungi, Ascomycota, Eurotiomycetes, Eurotiales, Aspergillaceae. The transcript is spliced from 4 exons. Gene Ontology annotation, cellular component: membrane. The record is from RefSeq and is a predicted model, not a curated record. Bases 1 to 798 code for a protein of 265 amino acids.